Messenger RNA from Oldenlandia corymbosa var. corymbosa, 1158 nucleotides. NCBI's taxonomy places the organism in Eukaryota, Viridiplantae, Streptophyta, Magnoliopsida, Gentianales, Rubiaceae. The record is from the annotation of a GenBank genome assembly.
AUGGGUAAACGCUCGGCUUUUGACGAUUCAGACGAGGAAGAACAAUAUCCCGAGGAGAGGCCACAAGGAACUCCUCAGCCGGAGAUGGGACAAGAGCCCCCCAGUCAGAUGACGAGGGCGCAUGCUGAAAGUUUGAGGAAGAGGAACCCCUCGGGCCAAACCUCAGGUCAGCAAAAGAGGAAGCGGAGAGACCCGGAGGUAGUGGAGGUCGACCCGUUGUCAUUUAGCCUACCCGCGAUCCACGAGUUAUCUUCCAUUGACGAACUUUUGAAGGAAGGAUACGCGGAUCAAGGGCGGGGAGCCGAACUGUUUGAGGACGUGCCUGCAGGCCACGUCCUGCUAACAUUCGACCCUCCGCGGGUCGAAUGUGCGGACCUGCCCGAUGCCGGGGUGCCGAGGCUGGAGGACGGCAUGAGACAGGCUGUGCAGGCAGUGAAUUCGUUCGUGACCGUGUGCGCGGACUUGGAGGGGCAGCUAUUCUUCAGCCAAGCGGAAGGCCACAGGCGAGGCCAACAGGGCCAGAGAGGCGGAGACGUGGCUCCAGGCCUUAGAAGGGGAGAGAGGGCGCCUGGAAGAGGAGAGAAGUCUUCAAAUGGAGAGUUUGCUGGCUACAAGCGUCCCCAAAUCUCGCCUGGAAGCGUACAUCCUAGCGGGGGUCCAGAGGUACCUGGGGUCGUCCGAGUUCGCCCUCGGGAUAAACGACGUCAUGGACCCCGCCAUAGAAAGGGGGCGAGGAAGGUCGUAUUGGAGAUCGAGGCGGCCCAGAGGAAGAACGAGGACAUCCAACCCAUCCUCGACAAAUAUGCUGAUAGAGAGAUGAAGGAGAAGACGUCUGCGGUACGGCUGCGGUGUAAGGCCCGGAAGCACUUUCGGGAUAUGGACUUUGUGCACCUCCCCAUUAUGCAGCAGAUUGCCAGGACUUGCCCCUCCGUCUCGAAGCCCGAAGACAUAUUGGACAUCCCGGGCAACCCCUCGUUCGUCUUCCAGAUGCCGAGGGGGACGCAGACGCCUCCGAGCAUGCCGCCGAGGCCCGAUGAGGAGCCGAAGAUAGUUGCCUCUGUACCUCCACCCCAAGGGCACAACUCCGAAAGCCGAGGAGGAGGGGGAACCUCGACAGACUCCAACGCCCACAGUGGAGACAAGGUGAACGAUGCAUAG